AUGAUAUUCAGCCCCUUGUGGAACCGUGAGCAUAUUAGCAAUGUGACGAUCUCCUUCAAGGAACCUUUUGGAACCUCUGGUCGCGGUGGAUAUUUCGAUGAUUUCGGCGUCAUUCGCGACGUACUUCAGAAUCAUCUCAUCCAAGUCCUUGCCCUGCUCGCCAUGGAAAAGCCUCUUUCUUUGAGUGCUGAAGACAUUCGCGGCGAAAAGGUAAAGGUUCUGCGUUGCAUUCGGCCGCUCAAGUUGAGCAAUCUUGUGGUUGGUCAGUACGUUCGCAACCCUGAUGCUGAGGACGAGGAAGGAAAGCAGGGCUAUCUCGACGACCCAACCGUCUCUAAAGAUUCCAUCACACCAACUUAUGCCUGUGCGGUUCUCUACAUCUCAAAUGAUCGCUGGCAAGGUGUUCCCUUCAUUCUGCGUGCAGGGAAAGGUAAACAUUGCGUCUAUACCAUAUCAUUCCUCAUGAUUUUAUCGCUAUAG
This is a messenger RNA of Hydatigera taeniaeformis, 480 nucleotides long. The record is from the annotation of a GenBank genome assembly. NCBI's taxonomy places the organism in Eukaryota, Metazoa, Platyhelminthes, Cestoda, Cyclophyllidea, Taeniidae.